Rhodofomes roseus is the source of this 1741-nucleotide messenger RNA. Its product is annotated as Gpi1-domain-containing protein. Gene Ontology annotation, cellular component: membrane; endoplasmic reticulum. NCBI's taxonomy places the organism in Eukaryota, Fungi, Basidiomycota, Agaricomycetes, Polyporales, Fomitopsidaceae. The transcript is spliced from 10 exons. Gene Ontology annotation, biological process: GPI anchor biosynthetic process. Bases 89 to 1708 code for a protein of 539 amino acids. The record is from RefSeq and is a predicted model, not a curated record.
CGUACCGCAACUCAUCCUCUACCACGACGUCUAUACCUCCGUCGCAACUCAGAUCGAUACCCAGGCAUCAUGAAACCCUGAAGUACUGAUGAAUAUGUAUAGUCUAAACGAUACGGCAGGACGUACUAGUCGAUUGUCCAUCCUCUGGCCUGUAGAUCUCAAGCCGGUUGAUGGCUAUUGCUACGGCUGGGACGGCCCUUUAAUCUGCGUAGCGGGCAUCCUACAAGCCGAUUCGUUGGAGGAGGCGAUAGCCUUGCUCUCAGAGAUCUCGCACAGCGACAGAUGGUCCGGUCUACGGGGAGACAUCGCUAUCGACUUUCCGUCUGUCCUUGGACGAUUUAGUAUGCCUCAGGAUACCAUUGCUGGGACGACGCUCAGUGUGACAAGCUUCUCUGGACCCCGACUAGAACUGUGUAGCCAAGACACAAUGUUUGAAGUCACCGCCUCAGAAAUCAUACGCUACAAGCGACCAAACCAAUCGGCCAUGCAGUUCUACUCCUCUGAAUAUCGAGAACUCGACAUUGUCCCGUCGCAGGUCACCAAGAACACUGCCUCUCGGAGACCACCGCCAGCGUCAUUGAUAUUAAGCCAUGAUUUCAGCCGCCCUUCGUUCGCAUCGCUGUCAAGAUUAGAUGAUACGGUUAUCCGUUUUGCUAAUGCAUCACAAACCUUGGCCGACUUCCUUGAAACAGCCUUGUCCAGGCGACAGGGGAAACAGACAUCGCGACCACCUAGUGUAGGGCCGGUACCGGAACGGUCUGCGUCGACCCAGCCUUUCCAGCAAGUCAUAGCAGCCGGUAGGGUUGUACGAUAUAUGAUGUCCUUUCUGAGGGAUUUCUCAACGACGAUCGAGCAGCUCGACGUCCGCUCUGAGCAAGUGACAUUCCUCAUCACUCAAGCGCCCUUCAUCACCGGACGUUGCCAGGCCCAAUCGGCAGACAGAAUCUCUCGAUACGUCAAGUUCUACAAUUGCAUAUGGUUGAUGCUUAACGACAUGAUCAUCGGGGUCGCCUUCGGCUCUUUCCUGUGCGAGAACUGUCUCGUACUGGGUAACCUACUCGAUUCGUUCACGCAGAUUUACCUCGUCGAGUCUAUGCAGCGAGCCCUCAUCUGGCUAAACAGCUGGCCAGCAGGAUUGAAGCUCAACACGGAGCUCAGCCAGUUCUACUGUCAUUCUCUGUUAGCCGCGAUCACAAUAUGGGGCCGUGUUCUGCGGAACGUGGGCCCGUACUACCCAGCAUUGCUCUGGAUGGUAGGCGCUGCUGGCUGCUGCGGCAUGACGAUGAUCGUAUCCCUCCUGUCGGACAUCAUCAGUCUGCUCACCGUACAUGUAUACGUGUGCUAUGUCCUCUCCGCCACGGUAUUCCGCCAGGUACUCGGCCUUGCGGGGUCUCUCUGGAACCUGUUCCGCGGGAAACGGUUCAACGUGCUCCGUAAUCGACUUGACUCGUGGGACUACGACAUCGACCAACUCUUGCUGGGCACCAUCCUCUUCACGCUGGUCGCCUUCCUAUCUCCAACGGUCCUGACGUAUUACGCCCUCUUCGCUACUACUCACUUGGCGGGCAUCAUGCUACACGGCUUGCUGGAUACGAUAUCUGCACUCUUGAACCACUUCCCUCUGUUCGCCCUUAUGCUCCGCAUCAAAGACCCAAUGCGUUUACCAGGUAGCAUCAUAGCUCGCCUGCCGCUCAGAACGGCUCAAUGACAGCAUCUCGCAGGGCACAUAGUAUUCAGGAGA